UCUCAUCAAUUUUCUCCUUUUCCUUAUUAAGUAUUUCCCAAUUUCAUUUCAUCUUUAUUAUCCCACAUGGCCAACCUUGGAGCUAGAACCAAUGGAAUUUCAUCAAACCAAGUCGAGAUCCCUAUCCAUGCAAAUGGUGUGGAGUCAAAACCAAGCGAAGAGAGCAACAUUGACUACUCUCAAAGGGCUCAGUGGCUUCGAGCAGCAGUGUUAGGAGCCAAUGAUGGGUUAGUCUCUGUUGCUUCACUUAUGAUGGGUGUUGGAGCUGUUAAGAAAGACAUCAGUGCCAUGCUUGUUGCUGGUUUUGCUGGAUUAGUUGCAGGGGCUUGUAGCAUGGCAAUUGGAGAGUUUGUCUCUGUGUACACUCAGUAUGACAUAGAGGUGACUCAGCUUAAAAGGGAGAGAGAGGCUGCUAAUAACAAUGGAGAAGCUCAAAGGGAGAAGCUGCCAAACCCUUUUCAGGCUGCAAUGGCAUCAGCACUGGCAUUUUCUGUUGGUGCAUUGGUGCCAAUGCUAGCAGCUGUGUUUAUAAGGAACCACAAGAUUAGGAUGGGAGUUAUUGGUGGUGCAGUUAGCUUGGCAUUGUUGGUGUUUGGAGUGAUAGGAGCAGUGCUUGGAAAAACUCCAGUGAAGAAAUCUUGUUUCAGGGUGCUCAUUGGAGGUUGGAUGGCCAUGGCCAUAACAUUUGGCCUCACCAAAUUGGCUGCCUUUGCUCAACUUUGAACAUCAUUCAGUUACUUGUCAUUUACUUUUCUAUGAUGUCUCCGAGCUUUGUUUCAACUCUUA
Molecule: messenger RNA, 786 nt
Organism: Vigna radiata var. radiata (mung bean)
Lineage: Eukaryota; Viridiplantae; Streptophyta; Magnoliopsida; Fabales; Fabaceae
Product: vacuolar iron transporter homolog 4-like
Exons: 1
Coding region: 67-723 (218 amino acids)
Biological process (GO): intracellular manganese ion homeostasis
Cellular component (GO): membrane
Molecular function (GO): iron ion transmembrane transporter activity; manganese ion transmembrane transporter activity
Source: RefSeq, a predicted model, not a curated record